Pseudozyma flocculosa PF-1 is the source of this 2070-nucleotide messenger RNA. RefSeq lists its product as uncharacterized. Bases 1 to 2070 code for a protein of 689 amino acids. Lineage: Eukaryota; Fungi; Basidiomycota; Ustilaginomycetes; Ustilaginales; Ustilaginaceae. The transcript is spliced from 4 exons. The record is from RefSeq and is a predicted model, not a curated record. Gene Ontology annotation, biological process: DNA repair.
AUGUCCAGUCCUACCGAGAAGAUGAGCGCCGCCGCCGUGGCCACACUCGAUGGUCUCGUUCCGCCUACGGUUUCAGCUGCAGAGUCCCCAGGCCAGCGGCGCACCAAUUCGCCUGCCAGCUGUCACUCUUCUGCGUCGUCACCAACAACCACCGGCUCGACCCGAAGCACUAGCGAAGGAUCCCCCUCGUCGGCCGAGACCGAUGCCACCUCGGUUUCGGAGCUCGCUUCGGGCCCGUCGAACGCGCCCUUUGUCUGGUCAGAGACCCGCCAAGAGCUCUGCGAGAGCCUGCCGUACUAUCGCGCCUACCAGUCCGGCUCCUACGUGAAGGGCAUCAGUGUGGGUAGCCGCCCAAGCUUCAAGAGGGACGAUGCGCUCGUGGUGCGCGAUUCGUUUGUAGUCGGCUACCUCCUCGGUGGCUGCCCCUCUCGCCGCGACAUUUGGGCCAGCGACGGCCGCGUCAUCAUCUCUCACGGCGGCGGCAAGAGCGCAAACGUAGACGAUCACACCGCUGGCGGCGUCGACGAGGAUAGUUCGCGUCCCGCGGCCUCGUCGUCCAGCAAGCUCCAGCUCAAGGGCGAUCAGGAGGAGGACGACUCGGUCAUUGCCUCGCUCAUCCAGACCAUGAGGAUGAAGGUGCCUCUCGUUCUCAUCGCGGCAGAGAACUAUGCCCUGCUGCCGAUGAAGCUCAACUGUAGCUUUGCCGUGCUUGGCUGGUACAUCAUCACGGAUGGAUGGGCAGAGAAAGAGGAGGACGACGACCUCCUGGGCGGCAAGAGCUUCGUGCGGUGGAAGUUCCGCUUCGAGUGGAUCCAGGCACAAGGGGAGCCAUGGUGGUGUCUCGGGCCGGAGCUGCACAGAAGCGCCACUUGGAACCCUCGCCAGCGGAAGGAGCGAUUCACCAAGGCGGAGCGCGAUCUGCCCGCCCUGGCACCACAUUAUCAGAAGGCGAGCCGAAGGCUCAAGGUGACCCUCGGAGACACCGCGAAGGCAUUCGACGAGGGCGUAGAGCGACCGCGGAAGCGACUGAGAAGCCAGGUCGGACCAAAGAAGGGUUUGCCUCUGGUACCGGCGCCAAAGCUGUCUCUGCACGCCGACGCCGACGUAGCCAUCGUCUCGCCCGUCUCUGGCAUCGUCACGCACGUCAAGCGCGAGGGCGGUCUCGUCGCCUACUCGUUCAACUUUCCCAAGCGAAUGGGCGGAUGCGCCGUCCACCUCGUCCAGGCCGAUGUCGAACACGGCGCGACCGAGGAUACGGCCGAUCGGAUCUUUGCGGGAUUCCAGCAGGGCUCUUGGCCGCAGGAGGACCCAGACGAGAGCCGGAAAAAGAAGAAGAAGGGCAAGAAGAGGAAGAGGGCCAGCGGCAGCAAGAUGGACAUCGGCUUUAUCACGGACGACCAGGAGUCGGGGCGGUCGACGCUCGUGCCCUUCCGGCGGCAUCCGCUGCGGUCCUCUUCGCUCAAGGGCGCGAUGCUGACGCAGCAGUUCACCGUCAACUACGGCAUGGCCUACAAGCACGCCGUGGCGAUGGGGACCAACCCGAUCGACGCCACCACGCCGCGAUGCGUCACGUCGUCCAUGUCGCUGAUCCGCGCACGCACCGCCGCCGUCUGCCCUCUGGACGACGAGGGGGUGCAUCGCAGUUCGUCGACAUCCGAGGCGAUGCAGCGCGGCUUCAACGAGGCGUACGGGUGCCUCUACCUGCCCUUCCAGUCGAUGUCGUUCCAUGACGACGGCGAGCCGGGACUGGGCCCAAUCGUCUCGUCGCUCUCGCUGGGAGCCGAGGCGACGAUGAAGUUCCGCGUCAAGGCCAAGUUGCUCCUCGACUCUCCGUCGUCAUUGUCGGGGGGUCGGGGGAGCAGGGAGCAGGCGGCGGCGCGGGCCAUGAGGCAGGAGAUGCAGACGCUCAACCGCGACCGCACCGUGCUCACGCUCCGUCUGCGCCAUGGCAGCGUGUGCGUGCAGGAGGGCGCGGAACUGCAGAAGCGCUUCGAACAUGCCGUCGAACCUGGAGGAUUCAGGGUGGCGUGCACCACCCGCUUCAUCGAUCCCGACAUCAAUGGUCGAUAG